This is a messenger RNA of Ctenopharyngodon idella (grass carp), 2126 nucleotides long. RefSeq names its product glucosaminyl (N-acetyl) transferase 4a (gene gcnt4a). NCBI's taxonomy places the organism in Eukaryota, Metazoa, Chordata, Actinopteri, Cypriniformes, Xenocyprididae. Gene Ontology annotation, cellular component: membrane. The record is from RefSeq and is a predicted model, not a curated record. The coding region runs from base 225 to 1514 and encodes 429 amino acids. The transcript has 3 exons. Gene Ontology annotation, molecular function: acetylglucosaminyltransferase activity.
CAAAGCUCUGGGAUGAGUGGGCGGACAAGACUUUCCUGGCGUUCACGCCUCGAACUGCCUCUCUUGAGUCAAAGUGAAGUCAGCGGUAAACCCUGAACUUUACUCAUCUUGAGCGGAGUAAGUGUACGAGUUCACGCAAUCUUAACAGCAAUCGUUAAUAUUUUGUAAUGUUGAGAAACAUUUGAUGGCAGUGGCACAAAACAAAAGACCGGCAGUGUGCAAGAAUGAAAAGAAGAUGUGCUAUCUUACACUGGUUAAGAUGCAAGUUUUACGUGUUUGUUGUUUCACUAUUUGUUGUGCUGAAGCUGGUGUACAUAAAGAUUUCAAUGGAUGACAGUAUCUACAUUGAACCCUAUGGAGCUACACAUAAAUCACUCAAACCUCAGCCUCUGAAUGGCAUUAACUGCACAGCCAUUUAUGAACAGGAACCAGUGGAAAUUGGCAAGUCACUGGAGAUAAGACGCAAAAACAUUGUCGAAGUUGAUGAUAGGAGUAUUGUCUCUUUCACUGCAGACUGCAAAAACUACAUCGAAAAAAGGGGCUACAAUGAGAUCUUUGUAACUGAUGAAGAAUGCAGCUUUCCAAUUGCAUACUCUUUGGUGGUGCACAAGAACAGUGCAAUGGUGGAAAGGAUUCUUCGAGCCAUUUACACACCUCAAAAUAUUUACUGCAUUCAUUAUGACCAAAAGUCCUCGAAACAUUUUAUUGCAGCAUUGAAGAACUUGGAGAAAUGUUUUCCAAAUGUCUUCAUAGCCUCUAAAAUCGAGUCUGUUCAGUAUGCACACAUUACAAGACUUAAUGCAGAUUUCAACUGCCUUUCAGACCUGCUGAGUUCAGAGAUCAAAUGGAAGUAUGUUAUCAAUUUGUGUGGUCAAGACUUCCCGCUUAAGUCCAAUUAUGAGCUGGUGACUGAGCUCAGGAAACUGAAUGGUGCAAACAUGCUCGAAUCAAGCAGGCCCAGCGAAAUAAAAAAGCAGCGAUUCGAGUUUCAGUAUGAAUUAAGAGAUGUAUCAUAUGAAUACCAUAAAAUGCCUGUUAAAACCUCAAAUGCUAAAGACCCACCACCGCAUGACAUCGAGAUGUUUGUUGGGAGUGCCUACUUUGUGUUGACACGUGAUUUUGUGACAUAUGUUAUGAACAAUCAACUGGCAAAGGAUUUUCUGCAGUGGUCAGCUGACACAUAUUCUCCUGAUGAGCACUUUUGGGCAACGAUGGCCAGAGUACCUGGAGUUCCUGGGGAGAUCCAAAGAUCUGAGCCUGAUGUUUCAGAUCUAAAGAGUAGGACACGUUUGGUUAAAUGGAAUUAUCUUGAAAAUCAUUUAUAUCCACAGUGCACUGGCAUACACAGACGUAGUGUCUGCAUCUAUGGUGCAGCCGAGCUCCGGUGGCUUCUGGAGGACGGCCACUGGUUUGCAAACAAGUUUGAUCCCAAAGUUGACCCUGUCAUUAUUAAAUGUCUUGAAGAGAAACUUGAGGAGAAACAGCUUCAACAAUGCUUUAAAAGAGUGUCUUAAAACGGGACCUUUUGUUUUGGACUGUAUUUUGGUUGAAAUAUGUAUGUUUGCUGCUGCACUUAUGUGUAUUCAAAGUACCAGCUGAUCAAAAGGUUAGCUGUAUCUCCAAGCUAUUCCUUUUAAAUUUUGAAAUGUUGCUGUCCACUACCAAUGCUAGGUCAGUAUGUUAAUGAGUUUGGAAGUGCCUUUCAGCUUCAGCUUUUUAAUCUGCCCAAAAUACGAAGUUAUGGGUGCUUGAGCUAUGAAAUAUUUAUGUAUUUUAUUUUAUUUAAACCAAUACUGUUAGAUUCAUGGAGAGGAAACCCUCUUUUUCAUUCUGUUUUUAUCGAAUCAGUCUAUGUGGGAACUUUCAUAGGGCUUCAGCUGUGAGAGUUGUAUUGAUAGUGUUUUUGUGUUAAAAUCAUUAUUACUGGCCUUCAAAGAUAAAAUUGAAGCUGAAAUGAUAUUCUGUGUAGUGCACUUACAGCAAGAUUUUCUACAGUCAUUUCAAAACAAUAUCUGUAUCAAUACCAGGGUUAUGCUGUGUCUUUUUAAGAGUAAUUAUAUAAUAUCUGACGGUCUCUACUGUACAUUCAAUAUUUACUGUUCAAAUAAAGCUGUCUAUCUAUUGUA